AGGUAAUGGUAAUGGACGAAGACUCGAAGAGAUGGAGAUGAUUUUACUGGACUGAGUCAGUCUUGACUGAGACAUGGCUAAUCCAACAAAAUUCUCACAGCCCUUCGCUUUUAAGAAUAUAAAUGGAGAUGAUUAUCAUCCCCCUUUAUCCUCUUCCUUUAACCCUAACCCUAACUCUUCUUCUUCCUUUUCCUUUUCCUUUCUCUCUCCAUCUUUCUCAAAAUCACCACCGACCUCCUUUUUCUACGACGGAGAGGAAGUUGAUCUGUUGUUACAAGUGACAUUUCUUCAAUGGAAGUGUUUGGUUGUCCUAAACUAGAGACUGGUGGUUGUACUACUAUAAGAAAGAAGAGGAGUCAGAGUUCAAGAAGGCCUAGACCUGAUUCCCUUCGAUUUCUUGAUAGCCGUUCACCAUUGUCAUCUACUCCGCCUUUAGAUGAUGAUGAUACUAGUAGUGAUGAUGAUACCAUUAGGAGGAAGGAACUUAAUCUAAGUCAGUUUGGUUUAGGGGAUAAUUCUUAUAAUAGUGGAAAUGGUUUGAAUCAGAAAAGGAGACGUGAAGGUGUACUUGCUCCUGCUAAUUGGAAAAGAUUAAGUAAGAGGAGUGAGGAUGAUGAUGAUCAUCAUGGUGGAACUUCUGAUUUUGAUGGAAAUGGGAAUAAGGUGGUUAGAAAGAUGAAACUCAAAGUUGGUGGUGUAUCGAGAACCAUUCAGUCACAUGAUUUAGCGGGUCAUGGUUCUUCUUCUUCGAGAAGUGCUCGAACUUCAGAUGCUCUGAGGUCACGGCAAAAGUUGAUUCUUCAGGAUGAUUCUGAUGGUGACCUUCAAGGAAACAACUUGAAGAAUAACAUCUCCAAAAACAGUUCUGGUCGUGCAAAAGAUGAUUAUUCAAACCGUAAGAUGCAUGUAAAGAAUGCUAGUGGAGACCACCAUUCAGAGCCUGUUCGUAAAAGCAAGAGGGUUCCAAAGAGGCGUGUAUUGGAUGGUUCCUUUGACGAAGACGACGAAGAUGAUGAGAUUAGGUACCUGGAGAAGCUUAAAUAUUCCAAGGCGGCGGCUGCUGCUGCUGCUUUGGCAAAGAAGGAUUUGGAUGAAGACUCCAGUAGGAAAUUUGAACGAAUUUCCAGGGUUUAUAAGAAUGGUAAAGUCGAUGUAGAUUCUGUUGAUGUUAAGAAGAGAACCAUAUCUGAAAGAGGAUCAGAUGACACAGAUUACGAGGAGGAAGAAGGUGAGGAGGAUGUGGUCUCAGAUUGCGAAAAUGAAGGUGGAAAGAAGUGGAAGAAACAGAAGAAGGAACAAACCGAAUUUUCAAUGAGUGAAAGUAAGAAGGAGCCUGCUCUUACUACCCGCCAACGGGCUCUUUUGUGUGGUAAGGAAGCUCCAUCCAUGUCUGGUGCGAGUAUAGAGUUUCCUAAUGGACUUCCACCUGCCUCCUCUUCACGAAAGCAAAAAGAGAAGCUUUCUGAAGUGGAGCUACAACUGAAGAAAGUCGAGGCUGCUCAAAGACGUAAGUUGCAAGUUGAGAAAGCGGCAAGAGAGUCCGAGGCGGAGGCAAUUAGAAAAAUUCUUGGUCAAGAUUCGAGUAGGAAGAAGCGGGAAGAGAAAAUCAAGAAGCGACAAGAAGAGUUAGCACAGGAAAAGGCUGCUACUGCUUUGAUGCUUUCAUCAACUACAAUUAGAUGGGUUAUGGGGCCAAAUGGGACGAGAGUGAUAUUCCCAACGGAGAUGGGACUGCCUAGUAUAUUUGACCAGAAUCAUUGCAGGUACCCUCCACCACGAGAAUCGUGUGCAGGUCCUUCUUGCAGCAACCCGUAUAAGUAUCGUGAUUCCAAAUCGAAACUUCCUUUGUGCAGUCUCUAUUGCUACAAGGCCAUUCAUGAGAAGUCUAACCUAACAUGCUAAUAAUAAUAUUUAGCAGGAAACCUAACACUAGUACUAUUUGUUAUAAUGGGAAUUUGUUGUAACGAUUUGAAAAGGUUUCCAAGACGAAUAAUUGGUUCAGUAUGUUAUAAAACUCUAUUGAGUUUCUUAAUGUUUGGCUUCGUCCUGUUCUCCUCUUUUCUUCA
Molecule: messenger RNA, 2066 nt
Organism: Impatiens glandulifera
Lineage: Eukaryota; Viridiplantae; Streptophyta; Magnoliopsida; Ericales; Balsaminaceae
Product: eukaryotic translation initiation factor 5B-like
Exons: 6
Coding region: 292-1902 (536 amino acids)
Biological process (GO): chromatin remodeling
Cellular component (GO): Ino80 complex
Source: RefSeq, a predicted model, not a curated record